This is a messenger RNA of Emys orbicularis (European pond turtle), 2154 nucleotides long. RefSeq names its product cytoskeleton associated protein 2 (gene CKAP2). The transcript has 9 exons. Gene Ontology annotation, cellular component: microtubule cytoskeleton. NCBI's taxonomy places the organism in Eukaryota, Metazoa, Chordata, Testudines, Emydidae. Gene Ontology annotation, biological process: negative regulation of microtubule depolymerization. The coding region runs from base 1 to 2154 and encodes 717 amino acids. The record is from RefSeq and is a predicted model, not a curated record.
AUGAGCGGCCGUCUCCCUCCGCAACUCCCGGCCACCCGGAGAGCCGAGCCGGCCUACAGAGAACAAAGAAGACAAAAGGUUGAAGAGUACUUGUUAAGAAAAAAGGCCAUUUCUGGAUUGCUCAUACAGGAGAAGCGGACAAAUAUCAGCAAUAACAGAACUGGGAAAGCAGCUAGUGAUAAACCGGAAGACAAAAUAAAGGUCUUAAAAUCUGCUAAGCAGAAAAUGGAAGAUAAAGAAAAUGCUAAUAGACCUCCAUGGACUCAAUCAAACAACACUCUGAAAAAAAACACUGCUUCUUCAAAGGAUGAAACCUUGAAAACUACUACCAUAUUGACAAACUCAACUGUAGGAACAAAUUGCAGUCCUGAAGAUUUUAGUUCAGCUAUUAACACUUCCAAAGAUGAAGCUGUUGAAAUAAAAACUUAUCAUGUGUCAUUUAGCCAGUCCUUCCUGCACAAAAGAAACAUCAAAGAGAAGCAACUGAUUGCAGACAAGCAGAACUCUGAUGCCAGCCUGCCAAAGAAACAUGUGCCUGGCUCAUAUUGUGGCAAGGUUAUCCCAUCGAAGAUAAACUCCUUCCGAAAAACACUAGAAAAUGAGGCUGCAAAGAGUUCUUUGGCAAACAAGAAACCUAUAGCUCCUGCCACCAAACCAGCAGUGAGACCAUCAUCCACCAGCAGCAAUAAUGCAGUCAUAAAUAAUAUUAGAGCCACAAAUUUGGCUAGUGCUGCUAAACCUAUACAUGCCACCCCCUUGCAGAAGAGACCACCUGUGAGGGCUUCUCAUAGCACCCACUCAAAGUCCAUCCAGAACAAGGAGAAACAAAUAGUCACAAGUGUGUCUGUAAAUAAUAUGACUGUCCAAAAAAAGCCUGAUAGAAGUGGGCCACCAUCAUUAAAGACAGCUCUUCACAAUGCUAAGCCCCCUUCUGUGCCUGGGGCAAAGAGAACUGAGGUUCCACUCAGAGAUGUCAGAUUAGGAACUUCAGCAAAGUCUAUUUCUGUAACCUGUGGUACCAAGGCCACCCAGGAUUCAAAAGCUGGCAACAGAAAAUACGUUCUGCCAAAAGAAUCAACAGAAGAGAGAAGAAUUCGUCUGGCUGAAUGGAAGGCAACCAAAGGAAAAGUGAUAAAGAGGCCAUCAUCUACUGUGCUACAAGUAGCCCAGUCUGAGACACAGACAUCACAAGAAACUCCAAAAGAACCAGUUGAGUCUUUCUGGGCUACCAUAGUAGAAGAGGAUGAGCAAGGAUUAUUCAGUGAAAAUGUCAACAAAACUCUUGUGGAAUGUCUACAUUUAACAGAACAGGGUUUUCCUGGGGAUGAAGUACGUGCAAUGCUGGAAAAGCUGAUUCAGAGUGUUCCAGAUGCGAAAAAACUUGCAAAAUACUGGGUGUGUCGCAUGCGUCUUGAACAGCUGGGCCCAAUUGAAAAGAUCAUUGCUGUUUAUGAGGAGGCUAUUCUGGCAGGAGCACAGCCUAAGGAUGAGUUACGACACACAGUAGCAGAUAUUAUGAAGAAUACUGAAAAUCUUCCAAAGUCAGUUGUUGAGGAAUGUGUGAAGGAAGAGGUUAUCAGCAAAGAAGCUAACUCUUCGGUAGAGAAUGUAGAGGAAGUCUUCAAAGAGCUCAACUUGAAUGAUGAAGAGAAGGCAGAGACUAGCAAUGAAGUGAUCAAGAAAGAGGAAACAGAUUCAUCCUUGAAGUCAAGACAAGAGACCUUACCUAAAGAAAGUAAAAAGCACAGAACAAAGUACAAAGAACAAACUAAGAAGUCUGAAAACUACAAAACUGAAGAUAUAAUAAAAGAUGCAAACUUAGAAUUUAAGACUCCUGAAAAAGAAAAGGAGGGGUCUUAUUUAAUUAAAUACAAUUUGUCAACCACUCCAUACUUAGAAAGCGUGAAGAAGAAGAUGCAGUGUGAGGCAAAUGACUCUGCUGUUAAAGAUAUAAAAUUCUUGACCCCUGUGAGGCGUUCUCGUCGCCUUCAGGAGAAGUUGUGCAAGUUACCAGAUAUGUUAAAGGAUCAUGAUCCCUGUGUUUCUUCGCUUGAACAGCUAGGAGAACUCGGAGCUGUAAACAAUGCCUUUAUCUACAGACAGAACAGUGCACUACAAGAACCCAUUACUCAUCUGGAAGAGCAAGAAGAGUAG